Messenger RNA from Cherax quadricarinatus, 5180 nucleotides. Its product is annotated as protein turtle homolog B. The record is from RefSeq and is a predicted model, not a curated record. Lineage: Eukaryota; Metazoa; Arthropoda; Malacostraca; Decapoda; Parastacidae. Gene Ontology annotation, molecular function: protein binding.
GUCCAACACGUGAGGUGUGGGCGGGGGUGGGCGGCUCUGCCAACCUACCGUGCAAUAUAACAUCUCCUCUACCUGCUGAUCCAGCUCUCCUCGUCCUCUGGUACAAGAACGGUAUCCACAAGCCAAUAUACAGUUUCGACGUGAGGAGAGGUCCAGCGUUCCACUGGAAGAAUCCCAGUCACUUGGGUCAGCGAGCCACCUUCCAUCCCACUACAGCCAGUCUUACUCUUCAGAGGGUAGAGGCAGAGGACCAGGGAACUUAUCGUUGUAGGGUAGACUUCCGCGUCAACCCUACUCUCACCUUCACCACCAACCUCAGUGUUAUUGUUCCGCCGCGUCGUGUGGCAGUGUACACUGAGCUGGGUGUUGAGGCUCGUAGCAUCGUGGGACCUUUCACCGAAGGGGACACCUUGCGACUCACCUGCCGGGCUACGGGAGGAUCACCGCCCCCUGCUCUCACCUGGUGGGAGGGCCCGCUCCUCCUGGAUAUGACUUCGGAUGUGGAGGCCCCAAACCAGGUGACCAACACGUUGGUGGUGCCCAAGCUGACCCGCCGUGACCUGCAUCGAACCCUGACCUGCCAGGCUACCAACUCCAACCUGACAGCACCGCUCACCACCACUGUCACCCUUGAUAUGAUCUUUGCACCGCUGUGGGUGCGUCUGUUGACGAGCCGGGAUCCAGUCAGCGCUGGCCGGCAGUACGUUGUUGUGUGUCAGGCAGCUGGCUCCAGGCCCCCUGCAACCAUCACCUGGCACCUGGCCAACACAAGGCUCACCACACACACUGAUAAGUUGAGUCACGACGGUAAUGUAACGAGCAGUGAGCUGAUGUUUACACCUGAGAUUGGUGACGCAGGUCGUGUGUUGUCCUGCCUGGCUCACUCACCAGCUCUCAGCACACAGCCGCUCGUAGACGAGUGGCUCCUCGAUGUCUACUAUGUUCCUGUUGCCAGCCUGCACCCUGGACGAUCACUGAACUUAAGCAACAUAGAGGAGGGAGAUGAUGUGUACUUCGAGUGCUCCAUCAGAUCCAAUCCCGGCGUCUACAAGAUUGUUUGGCUACAUGAGGGCCAGGAGCUACAGCACAACGUGUCUGCUGGGGUGAUCCUCAGCAACCAGAGCCUGGUGCUCCAGCAGGUGACAAGGUCAGCCUCAGGUCACUACUACUGCGUCGCCUCCAACAUAGAAGGUGACGGCCAGUCUAACCCCAUCAAGCUAAGGGUCAAAUACGCACCUGUGUGUAGGAACCCUCAGAUGACUUACCACGGAGCUGCCAGACAUGAAGAGGUGAACAUUGCCUGUUACCUGGACGCUCAUCCUCCGCCUAUGUCCUUCAGGUGGACCUUCAAUAACAGCGGCGAGAGUGCUGAUAUUCCCAAGGAGCACAUACAGCCACUGGAGUCAGGGUCAACAGUGAGCUACACACCCAACAACGAGCUGGACUACGGCACUCUCCUCUGUUGGGGUACCAACGCUGUGGGACACCAACGACGCCCUUGUGUCUUCCAUGUCUUCCCAGCCGGAAAACCUGACCCCGUGCACAACUGUUCCAUGUACAAUCUGUCCGUGGAAGUGGUGCACGUGCGUUGUGUAGCAGGAUUCGACGGCGGCCUGCCACAGACCUUCAUCCUGGAGUUGUACCAGCCUCACACCAGCACUCUCCUAGCAAAUACAACCAACUCGGUGCCGACAUUUUCCGUGGGUGGUCUACCUCCGGGUUUGGCCUUCCUGGGGGUGGUCUACUCAACUAAUGGAAAAGGUAGCAGUGAGAAGAUCAGUCUUCAGGUGUAUACACUCAAAGACAUGGCUGAAAGACGCACAGCGGCUGUCAAGCCCCUACCCACACAUGGCAAGUCGUCAGCACAACUCAGCAUGACACUUAUUAUAGCCCUGGUGCUAGGGACGGUCGGCGGCCUUCUGCUGCUGACCAUCGCCAUCUGCGCCGUCCUCAGGCUGCGCUACCACAGCAGGCGAGGCAGAGGGCAGUCCAGGCAAGGGAGAGGCCUGUGCAGGCGAGGUACGGUGCAGGAGGUAGCAACGGGUGGUCAAGACGACACUUGCAACACCGUCUGCCACUCCAAGAUUCCUCCAGCCACCGACACUGACACCAUCCCACCACCACCAGCAUCUUCACCUCAUUCUGAUGAGAAGAACCCAGAUGUUAUUCCUCAGCCAGAGGCAGAGUCGUGGGUGGUGGAUGGUGUCAACACAAUCAGCUCAGCCUCGCUGCCCACAGCCUACGCUACAUUACCCAGGACCCAACACCUCUGCUCCCUAGCUAAUUACCAGCCAUGUUCUGCCGGCGAUGUUCAGUAUGCAGAGCUAGUGCUGGGAGGCACAAACUCCAGCCCUCCACAUCCUGAGCUGCACAGAGGUCCCAUCAACCCCCAGCACCAUGAUCUACAGAGAACUACACUCAUCCCACGACAACACAAUCCACAGAAAACUACAUCCAGCUCGCAACUCACUGAUCCGCAUGGGGUCAUCUACGCUACUCUCGACAACAAAACUCACUACUCACCUUUAGCACAUAAAUCUUACUCCCAGCCUGUAGUGAUUACCAACACUCCCAUACAAAGUGGACUCCCGCAGGCUCUCCACAGGACCACCCCCACACAGAGUGAGGUCCCGCAGACAACUCACUCUCCUUGGAUUCCUUCCUCUGCGUCUAUGGGGCGACGACACUCACUAAGGCGAGACCCUCAUGAAGGAGACCCAGAAGCUGCGCUUCCACUUAUUCCCUGCCAAAAGGAGAGCUCAGUCUAAAUUUAGCAUGUGUACUCCGCAAGAUGCAUUAGUUAUUACAUAAUUGAUUGAAGCAGUGAAAGAGAAGAACAAAGCUGAGACGGUGUCAUACAGCAGCCGAGGAACGGAAAAGUUAAUGGGAGCCAUUGACUCCUCGGCCUAAUGUUAAAAUAUCAGCAAACAAUAUGGCAGCAAAUUAUGAGACGGGGUAAACCAGCAAGUUUUGUGUAAAUGAUGUUAUUAGUUCUAUGUUUCCUAUUAUUGAUACAAUACCUACAAGUUGAUGAAUAAGACACACGAGCAACAUUUGGUUGUCUUUAACACCGAAACGUUGUCCUACUUUGUAGUAAUCUACAGUCGAUAACAAGCGAAAAUAACACUUGAGACUGUAGAAAAAAGAAAUACUGAGGUGAUCAUUCUUCGGCCCCUCAUUCUUAUUCUGCUGUCAAUUCACCUGUUUUUAACGGAAGAAGUUUGCAUUGCAGACGAAACCCAUGUGUUGUACAUGUGCUUUAUUCAUUAGUAUUAUGUUAUAUACGUACCCCUACAUCAUCCCAACAACUGUUUCAAUAGUAACUUUUCUGCUUUAGGUCCCAGUGCUACGUACGGUCUCCUUUGGUAGUGCCUUAAACCAUUACAUCUUUCGGUACUAUAUGCGACUGAAUAUUAGUAAACAUAGAAAAGUAUGAAGCUUCUCGAUAUACCCCAGGAUUACCUUAAUGCUCUCCCAUUUGGUGGAGACGCAGUGAGAGGGGUAAAAUACUGGACGAUUGGCUUGUCACCCAUAAAAUAAAUGUAACGGAAGUGUGUACCGGAUUUCACCAGAAGGAGAAUGAGAGGUCAAAGUUAACCACAGAAUGAAUCUUAGAUUAGCACCUGGGGACAAAGUGUGUAGUAGGAAUAAUAAAUUUGACGAAACUGACCCAUAGUUGUCACACACUGAAGGAAGUGAGGUAGACGAGAUUCGGAAACCCUCAAUUUGUAGCCGGGAGAGAGGUAAUGACGAAUGUGGAAACCCUAAGGACGGGCUAGAGGUGCACAGCGACGGAAGUUUAACCAGAGCUCUGGAGAGCUGACAGGGUAAUGCAAGAUAUGAAGAGCUACUGAGAAUAAGCACAGGUUGCAGAGUUCCACAAUGAAGGGCACUGCCAGCGGUAAACUUACUUGAAUACGGGUAUUCUUGAGAAGGUUUUUAAGGAUUUGAGUAGUUGUGUCAAGCCAUUGUUUGUUGGUGAUAUUAUAGCAGAUAUAUUUUUGUACAGUACUUUUAAGGAAAAUCUUGGUAGGCUUUGUGUGACCCCCACAUAUUAUUAUGCUGAGAUAAUAUUUAUGUCAUGGGAUCCAUUACUAAACAACAGUUGGGGUGAAUGUUGCAUGGUACACCCUGGAAGAAUUAUUAAUUAUUAUAUAAGUGAGUGUAAGCACUCAAGGAGAAUAGUACAGUGUGGGAUGGCAUCAGAAGGCAGCAGGGAUAGUGAAAAGUUUGGCACUUCAACCACAAGAAACAAAUAGCAUCAUGAGCACAACUUAUGAGAGCUGAACAAGCGAAUUUUGGGUAAGCAUUGCUAUGCUAUGUAGCUGCCCCUACAUCAUCCCAACGAAGUUUCACUAAUAACUCUCUUCUGCUUUAAGUCCCUGUGCAAUGUGCAAUCUCCUUGGGUGAUUUCUAGUGCCUUAUACUAUUGUAUCUUUGGUUCUAUAAGUCAUUAUUAGUAAAGAUAGAAAACAUCUGAAGCUUCUUUUAUAUUCCGAAGAAUUAGGAUGACGCUUUCACAGAUGUUACACACUGAGACUUACUGUUGUCAGAUAUUUGAAUAAGAAAUUGGUUUGCAAAAUAAGCAUAACGUGUGUACAUAUAUGUAAAAUAAAACUACUCUCAUUUUCUGUCCCAGAUCUAGAACCUCUUGCACAGAUGUGGACAGACUGGAGAAGCCCAUAAAUUUCAUAACAUUAUUUACGAGGAAACAUCCGUUUACCAUUCCAGAUCGAUGCCGUUGGCAUUCCUCUCAUUCCUUUGGUUAAAAUCACACCGAUCACUUGAGAGUAAAGUUAUAUCAGACACAAGUGCUGGCAGAAAUUUGGUUACUCCAUAAACGGAAAAUAGCAGAUUAAUAUCCUACAUAAUAGAGGAUUUCUUUUUUCGCUACAGCCCUUUUUUUUUCUUUUUUUUUUUUCCAAGACAUUUCAGGCAAGUCUCAACAAAUCCGACGAGAAAAAUUCUGUAUGUGGCAAAAGUAAAAGAUUUCUGUUAAUAGUCUGAAGCACAUUUUUAUGGCUAAAAGAAAAAUAGCGUCUCCAGUUUUCUUGAGACUGCGUAUACCUUUUAAACCGAGAGAUAUGAACGUUACAGUAGACCCUUGCAAAUAGUGGCAAGAACUUCCUCGAAUGCACCAACAUUGUCAAUUAAUUAACUGUGAGUAUUCAACAAGAUAU